GACGUACCCCCCGCCGACAGUCCCGACGCCCACACAAGACCGCCCUCACGAGAGACGGUGGCCUCAGACUACCCAAGAAGUCCCUCCAUGUCAGAGAUGAGGUGGGUGAAGGGCUGCUUCCGGGGCGAGAGCGUGGACACAGCCCCAUUACGGCCUUCUGGGUAUGGGUGGUGCAGAAAAAGAAGUGCGCCUGCAGCCGCCCCACCCCACCCCCCGCGCACGCGCACUCAGGACUUCCUCGCGCGUCCCUGGAGGCUCUGCUUAUGCGCAUGGGGCGGCCCCUCCACCUGCUAGUAGCCCCCGCCUCCUGGGCUGCCUAGUGCUGCUUCGCGCACGCGCACCUCGGGCUUUAGCCGCUGUAGCCCCGGCAGACCCGGGAUGCUGUGCGAGCGGCGCGAAGCUUUUACCUGCAUCCAUUCCUUCUCACUUCACAAUGGAAUUGGGCCAAGCUAGUCAACCAGCGGCCGCGCAGAGCCGAGGCCCUCGCCGGGAGCAAAUUGACUGCUCCAGUUGGAUCAAGGGUGUGAAGGAGAAUGGAGGGACCAUGCAAGGGGCUGUCGACUGGGGAGAGGGAGUUGAAGAUGCUCAGGGCGGCAUGACUGCGAGCCAUUAGGUUGCAGACAAAUGACAUUCGUCACGGGUGGUUCGCCCGAGCCUGGAAUGCAAGUCCUUGAACCGUGGGUGGGUUUCUGUCCUCUUGGCCUACGGGCCCCGUGGUCCAGAACUGCGACCUGAGCGGCGGCCGCGCAUGAGCAGUGUGCGGAGAGACUCCGCAACCUCUGUACCUGGCUGGUGCUUAGCCCCAGAGCAAAGCCAGGCUGCGUAAGGAGGAUGCUGAAAUAAUACUAACCGUCAACAUGUCUGGCUGGUUAUUCCUUCUUAGCCAUCGUUGGAAAAAUUCUUUUUUGUCCCUGUUUCUAUUUCGUGUUCUUUUAUAUGGUAUAUUCAUGUUUAAGGACAAGGAUUGGCCCUUUGGGAAGCGGAAAUAAUAAAUCUUUAAGACAACAAA
Macaca mulatta (Rhesus monkey) is the source of this 1009-nucleotide messenger RNA. The record is from RefSeq and is a predicted model, not a curated record. Lineage: Eukaryota; Metazoa; Chordata; Mammalia; Primates; Cercopithecidae.